AUGACAGCACGCUCAGGGAGAGCCGGCGAGCUUAGGCGGGGCUGGACCACCGGCGCCUGCGCCGCGGCUGCGACGCGGGCCGCCUACACGGCGCUGGUCACCGGGCGCUUCCCCGAUCCGGUUUCGGUCACGCUGCCGGGUGGCGAGACGCCCUCUUUCCCGCUGGUUCUCGCCGUGCGCGACCGGAGCCACGGGCGCGCCGCCGUGCGCAAGGAUGCCGGCGACGACCCCGACGUGACCCACGGCGCGCUGGUCGAAUCCUGGGUGAGGCCCGCGCCGCCUGGCGCCGGCAUCGUGUUCCGGGCGGGCGAGGGGGUCGGCAUCGUGACGCGGCCCGGCCUCAGCCUCGCCGUGGGCGAGCCCGCGAUCAAUCCGGCGCCGCGCAAGAUGAUCGCGGCGAUGCUGAACGAGCUCGCGCCUGCACUCGGCGGGCCGGCCGAUGUUUGCGUCACCAUCGGCAUUCCGGACGGCCGCCGCCUCGCGCAGCGCACGAUGAACGGCCGCCUCGGCAUCGUGGGCGGCCUUUCGGUGCUGGGCACGUCGGGCAUCGUGAAGCCCUAUUCCUGCGCCGCAUGGAUCGCCUCGAUCCGCCAGGGGAUCGAUGUGGCUGCCGCGACCGGCGCCACCCACCUCGCGGCGGCGACGGGCCGCGUCUCGGAGGAGGCGGCGCGGGCGCUCUACGGCCUCGACGAGAGCGCGCUGAUCGACAUGGGCGAUUUCGCCGGCGCCACCUGA
Messenger RNA from Geodia barretti, 735 nucleotides. The record is from the annotation of a GenBank genome assembly. Lineage: Eukaryota; Metazoa; Porifera; Demospongiae; Tetractinellida; Geodiidae.